This is a messenger RNA of Malania oleifera, 1904 nucleotides long. Its product is annotated as elongation factor Tu, mitochondrial. Gene Ontology annotation, cellular component: mitochondrion. Lineage: Eukaryota; Viridiplantae; Streptophyta; Magnoliopsida; Santalales; Ximeniaceae. Gene Ontology annotation, biological process: mitochondrial translational elongation. Gene Ontology annotation, molecular function: GTPase activity; translation elongation factor activity; GTP binding. Bases 178 to 1530 code for a protein of 450 amino acids. The record is from RefSeq and is a predicted model, not a curated record. The transcript has 12 exons.
GCCGGCGUGGGCUGGAGCGGGUCGGGUACAACAAGUAGGGGCAUUUCAGUAAUUACGAGACUUCAACGAGUCAUCUCCCAAAACCCUUCGCAGAUAAUCUCCAAAAACCCCUAAACCCUCCCAAGGAACUCAUUUUUCACAGUCGGCUUCUGUCUGGUCCGGACGCAAGAGCCCACCAUGGUUUCCGUUGCUCUCAGAAAUCCCAAUUCCAGGAGAUUUCUACUGCUAUCACCUCAAAUCUACUCUUCAUGUCGAGGAUCCAUCUCCUCUCAGCUUUCCAUAUCAGAAUCAUUGGCUGGGAAUGAGAGCUCUUCGUCUACCUCUCCAUGGUGGAGAUCCAUGGCCACGUUUACUAGAACAAAACCUCACGUUAAUGUGGGAACUAUUGGACAUGUUGACCAUGGAAAGACUACAUUAACUGCUGCAAUAACAAAGGUUCUAGCAGAAGAAGGGAAAGCUAAAGCCAUUGCCUUUGAUGAGAUUGACAAAGCUCCUGAAGAAAAGAAGAGAGGAAUCACGAUUGCUACGGCCCAUGUGGAGUACGAGACUGUUAAACGGCACUAUGCACAUGUGGAUUGCCCGGGACAUGCAGAUUAUGUGAAAAACAUGAUUACUGGGGCUGCCCAGAUGGAUGGCGGGAUUCUGGUUGUCUCUGCCCCUGAUGGGCCCAUGCCGCAGACGAAGGAACACAUCUUGCUAGCACGUCAGGUUGGUGUGCCAUCACUAGUGUGUUUUCUAAAUAAGGUUGAUGCUAUUGAUGAUCCAGAGUUACUAGAACUUGUGGAAAUGGAGCUCCGUGAGCUUCUGAGCUUCUACAAAUUCCCUGGGGAUGAAAUUCCUAUCAUUCGAGGCUCAGCUUUGUCAGCUUUACAGGGUACAAAUGAAGAAAUAGGGAAAAAAGCUAUUUUAAAAUUAAUGGAAGCUGUGGAUGAAUACAUUCCUGACCCUGUACGCCAACUUGACAAGCCAUUCCUAAUGCCAAUUGAAGAUGUUUUCUCUAUCCAGGGACGUGGGACUGUUGCUACUGGCCGUGUUGAACAAGGAACUAUUAAAGUUGGGGAAGAAGUUGAGAUUUUGGGGUUAAUGCAGGGUGGUCCUCUAAAAAGCACUGUGACUGGUGUUGAGAUGUUCAAGAAAAUACUAGAUCAUGGUGAAGCUGGGGACAAUGUGGGUCUUCUUCUACGUGGCCUUAAGCGGGAAGAUGUGCAGCGAGGACAGGUAAUUGCAAAGCCUGGUUCGUUGAAAACCUACAAGAAGUUUGAGGCAGAGAUAUAUGUCCUCACUAAGGAUGAAGGUGGGCGCCAUACUGCAUUUUUCUCGAACUACAGGCCUCAGUUUUAUUUGAGGACUGCAGAUGUCACUGGGAAAGUGGAAUUGCCUGAAAGUGUCAAGAUGGUUAUGCCUGGGGACAAUGUGACUGCAGUUUUUGAGCUAAUUUCAGCUGUGCCUCUUGAAGCAGGACAAAGAUUUGCCUUGCGAGAGGGAGGUAGAACAGUUGGUGCCGGGGUAGUUUCAAAGGUACUGAGCUGAGACUCAAUCCCAGCAUUCACAGGCCUGAUCACCAGCCCCUUCGGCUGUCUUUUUCUGCACAUUGGCAAAAGGGUGAGAAACAUCUUGGGAAUAGAUGAGAUGUGAUAAUUGCAUAAACAGUGCACCCCUUGAUGUGAUAUUUAUUCCAGGCAUUCACAACUGAUGUUCUGAAAAUGAGUAAAUUAAAAGGGAAGAUCUUCCAUCUUUUUUCCCAUAGUUGUUCAUGAUUGGUUGACAGUUUUGAUUGUUUUUAAAGUACUCUGUGGUAUAGUUGAAUAAUUUAUGUUGAGUUCUAUUGAUUCUGGACUAACUGUUCAUUGCUGCAACCACGGGAAGUGUAUUGAUUGUUAUGGAAGUAGGAUGUUGAAUUUUUC